AGUAACGAUUAGCUCUUUAUAACGUCCUGUCUCAUCCCUGAAGCGUCAGGACUAAAGGACGGCUCCAGAGAGGAGGCGGACACUCACGUCUUCUUCAUCUGUAUCUUCUCGGCGUGCCGCUGCUUGUGGUAGAGCUUGGCCUUCAGCCCGAUCAUCUUCUUGGCCUUGCGGGACCGCUCGUGCGCCUCCCGGCCCUCCUUCUUCCUGCGCCUCUCGUGGUAGUCCAGCCGGUACCCAUAGCGCUUGCGGUGCAGCUCGAUGUGCUCGUUCUGCGGCUGUGGGCACAGAGGCAGCGCGAUAUUUUGCCCUGCAACCUGUUCUCUUUCAAGACCAGAAAAUCUAUUUGCACUUCGCUGAUCUGUAAUCGGUGCUCUAGAGCUUCUCUGAGAGUUAGUGGAACAGCAUCAAAGAGUGGAGCCAGAAUGUGGAAAGUUAUGAGGAGAGUUUCAGUGGAUUUAUUGGAGUCAUCAAGUUUAUGCAAUAAGCAGGUGUAUUUCAGGAAGACAAAAAUGAGAGUUGUAAGUGUGACACAGCAAAACUGCAGUCUGAGAAACUACAGUGCUCCACCAGGAGAUGUUAAGUCUCUGCGUUCUGUCAUUAAUCCUGAUAUAUCCAGAAUCCGAAACAUUGGCAUUAUGGCCCACAUUGAUGCAGGCAAAACUACGACAACAGAGAGAAUGCUGUAUUAUUCUGGAUACAUAAGAACACUUGGAGACGUUGAUGAUGGAGACACGGUGACAGAUUUUAUGGUACAAGAGCGAGAACGUGGUAUUACCAUUCAGUCUGCUGCAGUUACGUUUGACUGGAAGGACUACAGAAUCAAUCUGAUUGACACCCCAGGUCAUGUGGACUUCACAGUGGAAGUUGAGCGUUGCUUAAGAGUCCUGGAUGGAGCAGUAGCAGUGUUUGAUGCUUCAGCUGGUGUUGAGGCACAAACUCUGACAGUCUGGAGACAAGCAGACAAACAUCAGAUACCACGAAUUUGCUUUUUAAAUAAGAUGGACAAAAGCAGGGCAAGUUUUACGUAUGCCGUUGAGAGCAUCAAACAAAAGUUGAAGACAAAACCUUUGCUAUUACAGUUGCCCAUUGGGGAAGCCAAGACCUUCAGAGGACUGGUUGAUAUCGUGACUAAGGAAAAAAUAAUUUGGAAACCUACUUCUGAUUUGGAUGAUGGAAAAAAUUUUGAACGAAAGCUGCUGCUGGAGGCUGAUGAUCCAAACCUGUUCCAAGAAGUCCAGGAUGCCAGAAAUACCUUAAUAGAACAAGUUGCAGAUCUGGAUGAUGAAUUUGCUGAACUGGUUCUAGGAGAACACAGUGAAAAUUUUGACUUAAUAUCAGCUGAGAAGUUACAGUCUGCUAUCCGGAGAGUCACUCUUGCUCACAAAGCUGUCCCUGUACUCUGUGGCAGUGCACUGAAGAACAAAGGAGUGCAGCCACUACUGGAUGCCAUUACUAUGUACUUGCCUGCACCUAAUGAACGUUCAUAUGAGUUUCUACAGUGGUACAAGGAUGACCUGUGUGCCCUAGCAUUUAAAGUUCUCCAUGAUAAAUGUCGUGGACCACUGGUUUUUGUUCGCGUUUACUCAGGUUCACUGAAACCUCAGUCAGCUGUAUAUAAUAUUAACAAAAGUUGCACAGAGAGAAUGAGCCGGCUGCUCCUGCCUUUUGCUGAUCAGCACAUUGAAAUACCAUCACUGAUGCCUGGCAACAUUGCUCUUACUGUUGGGUUAAAACAGAGUGCCACUGGAGAUACCAUAGUGUCAUCAAAGGCUUCAGCAGUCGCUGCAGCACGCCGAGCUGGAAAGGAUGCCAGGGAGAAGAGGUCUGUGAGUGAUGUAGACAGCCUUCUGCUGGCAGGUGUUGAGGUCCCUGACCCUGUCUUCUUCUGUACAAUUGAACCUCCUUCAAUGGCCAAACAACAAGACUUGGAUAAUGCAUUGAGCUGCCUUCAGCGUGAAGAUCCAAGUUUAAAAGUGAAGAUAGAUCCUGACACAGGACAAACUAUCCUCUGUGGCAUGGGAGAACUACACAUAGAGAUCAUUCAUGACCGAAUCAAACGUGAAUAUGGAAUUGAGACUUAUUUGGGACCUCUUCAAAUAGCAUACCGAGAAACCAUCUUAAGUGCUGCCCAAGUUACAGAUAUACUGGACAAAACAGUAGGAGAUAAACGACACUUUGUUACUGCAGAGUUAGAGGUGAGACCCAGGUCAGGGGACAGAGCAAUGACAAAACCCAUCAUUGACUAUACUGAGAGUGUUAUUGGAGAACUACCCAAAGAACUCCAAGGAGCUAUAGAAAAUGGAAUCAUGAAUUCAUGCAUUCAAGGACCUCUGCUUGGAUUCCCAGUUCAGGAUAUAGAUGUGACAGUGCAAUCACUGACAGUGCAUCCGGACACCUCCCACACAAUGGUAUCAGCCUGUGUCUCCCGUUGCAUGCAAAAGGCCUUGAAAAAAGCUGGUAUACAAAUACUGGAGCCCGUGAUGAACCUAGAAAUCACAGUAAGUGAAGAUCACCUCAGUGCAGCACUUUCUGAUCUUGCACAGCGGAGAGGUAGUAUUCAGGAAAUCCAGAGUCGUCAAGAUAACAGAGUUGUGGUUGCUGCUGUUCCACUAGCAGAAAUGAUGGGCUACUCAACAGUUCUGCGUUCUUUAACAUCAGGCUCAGCAACCUUCACAUUGGAGCUUGCCAGUUAUCAAGCCCUGAACAGUCAAGAGCAAAGUGCACUUCUUCAGAGGAGGAUGGGGUUGGUGUGAUCACUUUACUCUGUAGAACGGUGUUUUCUAUUCUCCAUGUUAAAUAUUUCCAUAUGUACACCAGUACGUUCACCUGGGACCAACUGGUGGUGGUAAAUGACGAGUCAGCAGCCAUAUGAACAGACUGGGCUCUUAAUUGUCUGCGGGGGAAAGUUCAAGAGCCUGUUUUAAUGGCACAGCCUUGUAAUUGCAAAGCAGGUAUGGAACCACAAGGUGUUGCUUUGCAAAUUUUUAUCUUACAGAUAAGAUCCGUAAGGAGAAUUGAUGCACAUCCUUUUCACAGAAAUGAGGACUAAGUGCAUGUUAGUGUGCCACGAGAACUGAUUCUUAAUUUAGUAAAUAAAGUUUGUGAAGUUUAUGUCUAUCAGUGAAAUAACUUUACAGUUUCGGCAGUCUGUGUCAUCAUUUGUUUUCAGCUGAAUGAAAGUAUAUGGUUAAUAUGCACUUUAAACAGUACAACUAAAGUAUUACUUCUUGUACUGGUAGCAACUAGUUAUGAAAGAGAGUUCAGGACUGGGUGUAACUUCUACCUGAGUUUGCUUUAGCAAGUAGGUGAAAUGGAUACUUCUGCAAAUUGAGUAAGAUCUGUGCAAAAAAAAUACAAGAAAGAGAGAGUUCUUCCACGAUGGUAAUCCCUACCUACCACCCUGCAAUAUGAUGACGGAGGAUUUUUUUUUUACCUUUAGGAAUGAGUGAAUUAAGCUAUAAUAGUCCUGAUUUGCUAUGAGUUGCAAUUAUCUGGUUACCCAGAAAACUGGCAAAUGAUAAAAUACUUUGAAAUAAAAAAGAUAGUUUGCUCUUUAUUUAAA
Pipra filicauda (Wire-tailed manakin) is the source of this 3562-nucleotide messenger RNA. RefSeq names its product GTP dependent ribosome recycling factor mitochondrial 2 (gene GFM2). Gene Ontology annotation, biological process: ribosome disassembly; mitochondrial translation. The record is from RefSeq and is a predicted model, not a curated record. Gene Ontology annotation, cellular component: mitochondrion. Gene Ontology annotation, molecular function: GTPase activity; translation elongation factor activity; GTP binding. Bases 423 to 2753 code for a protein of 776 amino acids. The transcript has 22 exons. NCBI's taxonomy places the organism in Eukaryota, Metazoa, Chordata, Aves, Passeriformes, Pipridae.